AUGUCUGAGUCCAUGUCGGUGGCAUGGAUUGAGCUUCCGCAUCCGGGAGAUUCUUUGUUUCUUCUUGCGGAUGCCUCCCCAAACUUGCAAACUUCCAUCUGCCAUUGUCUUUACCUGCUCUCGAAGCAAUCAAUCAACACCGAACCUCGCCUUGGGUUUCUGCUCAAUAGGCCGUACACAGUCGCUGGCCUUAUAGUCCGUCUUACGCCCCUCUACUUCAGCUUCCUAACAUUCCAAUCGAUUUACCGAGCCGCAUCUCCCAGCUUACCACACAACAAAAGUCAAAGCACCGAUUAUGGCGCUCUCACGCUGCAGGAGUUGAUCGUUACGGUGCAAAAAGACUUCCCACGCGCUUGGUAUUCCCUGCAAACUGCUGUGCAAGCUGGUGCUUCUGCAUUAUUAGGUGUAGGAUUCAAUUAUAGCGUCGAUGUUGCGAAGUUUACGGGGGUGUAUUUUGUGUAUGCUGUGAUUUGCUCUGUGGUCGUUCCUGUGGUGUUAAUUUCCUGGAUUGUCCGUCUGCCUUCGCGCAUGGUCAAGGUUCUGGGAGAUGUGAUUGGGACCUGAACAGAGUGUGUGACGACGUCUCUCCCUAGACACUACUGCUAUUUAUGAAAAGUAUUGUGCCUUUCUACAGCUAGAAGGGGCUAAGAGGCUGCAGCUAAAAUAGC
This is a messenger RNA of Aureobasidium subglaciale EXF-2481, 668 nucleotides long. RefSeq lists its product as uncharacterized. NCBI's taxonomy places the organism in Eukaryota, Fungi, Ascomycota, Dothideomycetes, Dothideales, Saccotheciaceae. Bases 1 to 564 code for a protein of 187 amino acids. The transcript has 2 exons. The record is from RefSeq and is a predicted model, not a curated record.